Molecule: messenger RNA, 3599 nt
Organism: Pomacea canaliculata
Lineage: Eukaryota; Metazoa; Mollusca; Gastropoda; Architaenioglossa; Ampullariidae
Product: TBC1 domain family member 15-like
Exons: 14
Coding region: 1423-3042 (539 amino acids)
Biological process (GO): activation of GTPase activity
Molecular function (GO): GTPase activator activity
Source: RefSeq, a predicted model, not a curated record
UUUUAACACAUUUAUUGAUCAUAGUUUCAGUAAACAGUAGACACAUUAGGUGCUUUCAUUCAUUGCAGGUUUGUUUUUAAACAUGAGAGUUAUUGAAAAUUCAGAACUCGUGAUUGCAGAAAUACAAACGUCUAUGGUCCCUUGUAACUCAGUUGUGGUGGACUUUUUUUUUUUUGUCAUCUGUUAUGAUCUUUUUAACACAGGUAUAUUAAUAUAGGGUUUAUGCAGACUUUUGAAAGUCAGGAAAUAUUUUUGAGAAAUAGGGAAACCCUUAAGAUAAUCUAAAAAAAAUAUUUGAGAGCAGCACAGUCAGCAGGUUUCACAAAUGAAAAAUCUAUCAUCCUGUUAAACGCUUUAAUCAAAGUAAACUCAGUCACAAAGUUAACAAUAUAAGACACAUGCUAUUGACUGGUAAGAAGUCGUACUUUUGGGUAUAAAAGUAUGUUGAAUUGUUUUAACGUACACUCUUAGUAUAAAUCUAAUUAUAAAGACAAUUAUUAUUGCAUAAUUAUUAUAUCUAACGUGCGCAAGUACAAAAAUCGAUCACUUACUUUUACCCUGAUUCUUAAACCUUAUUUCCUGCACGCUGUUUAUUUAUGUGUAUUGAUAGAAACCCUUGAUUUGUUUUAUUUCACAAUUAUUUUUGGUAGGAAAGCGGGGUGCGUCAAUAUGUUCGCAACAGUGUGUCUCGAUGUGUGUGCGGGAGCGCACCGUCCUUUGUGUGCAUGUGCAUCUGUUUACAGGGCUAGUUGCUGGCUCAAGCGGUUGUUUCUCCACAGCGUGUUCACACUUUUAACAUGUACACUGGCAGCAUCUGGCACUACGCCAUGACUUGAGGCCUGUCCAUCCCAUAAUGGACGUUAAUUCCUUGUUCCUCAAAAUUUACGUUAUUAUGAUUCACAUAAAAUAAAUUUGUUUGGAAAAAACUCCUACAUAUAUUGAAUUUCCAGUCUUUCCAGCAUGAGGCUGUCUAGGCCGGGCAAGACCAAAUGAUCUGGCAGGCCUUGUGUCGAAGUCCACGCCAUGCUCCCCUCCGGUCCGCCCAGCAAGGGACAUCACUCUAGCAUAGGACACAAUGACAAACCGACAAAAACACCGAGUGAUUAAGCGAACGUGUUUUUAUUAUUAGUGUGUUUUUCACCAUUUCACUUCCUUUUGGCCUAUUAUUGUAUAGCGACCUCAUUGUGACGUUUUGAUUGAGAUACAGAGCCAAGAUAUUUACCUCUGUUACUGCUAGAGGAAAUGCCGUCUGCUUGAAACUUAGCUAAACCAUGGUGGAUUUCUUGUCAUCUACGAAGGGAAACAUACUCUUAAUACAAAUCAAUCAACAGGAAAUUCAACAUAAGGACAGUGUGAGUGUGUACGCACGUGUCUUUAAAAGAAACUUCUUGCACAUCCAGAAAAGAACUACCUUGCGGAAAUAUGACCGAAGCCCGUUACCUGCUGACCAGAAACAGGUAUUCCAGUAUAUAUGCAGGGCCGCCGAGAUCCAGCAGGGGCACCGGGGCAGACGACUUCUUCGGACCCCAUAGACUUCACUAUGACCCUGUCCUGACCUGGUGUAUAAGUAGACCAUGUAGUGAUGAUGAGUCUUAUGAAAAAGUGGAUGUAAUGCCAACUGUUCUACAACCUCCAAAUGUUGAUGUGGAAGGCUAUGUAUCAGUCAGCAACCGCACAAGUCCACUAAGUCCAGAACAGUUUCAUAAAUUAUUUGACAGUGAUGGGCGUUUAGUAGAUGAGAAUCAGCUGAGAAAAUCAGUCUUCUUAGGUGGAGUUCAACCUAAAAUUAGAAAGGAAGUGUGGAAAUUCCUGUUUGGACUAUAUCCCUGCAAUUCUACAGCAAGAGAAAGAGAGGCUACUCUGCUUGACAACAUCGUCAAAUAUCAUGAAUUGAAAGCAAGAUGGAAAAUAUUACUGGUGCUUAGUUCACAACCUGGUCAAACUCCACUACAGCAGGGCAUUGUAGCGCGGUAUCAGCUUCCCGAGGAAAAUCCAGUGCUAAAUCCUGAUGUCGGACUGUCAGAACCAGUGAUGGAGCAGGCAAUGGAUGCCCUCAAUAGUAAAGCUGCUGUCCUUCAAAGUGGGUCAAUUGAUCUCACUUCUCUUGGUCAUGCUGACUUGGCUUAUGAGUACAGUGCUCCUGAAAUGCAACAACGGAUAGAGUUUGUUCAGCUACAAGCUAGGGUUUUUGUUAACAAAAAGAGGAUUGAUAUUAAUAAAUUGAGAUCAUCUAUACGAGUCAUCGACAAAGAUGUUCCACGAACAGACCGCGAUGUAGACUUCUUUAAGGGCCAUGCAAACCCACACCUGACCCAGCUGCGAGAUAUUCUCAUUACUUUUGCUGCUUAUAACCAGCUGGAAUAUGCUCAAGGAAUGAAUGAUGUUCUGUCAAGAUUCUUGUAUGUGUUGGGCUCUGAGGCAGAGACAUACUGGUGUUUCCAAAAGUAUAUGGAGAAGGUGGAGAAUGACUUCAUGGAGGAAGGCAUGGUGCACAAAAUAGAUCUGGUGCGUAUGUUGCUGAAAGAAACAGACUUACCACUGUUGAAACACUUAGAGGGUCAUGACAUGGGCAACUUAUUCUUCUGCCACAGAUGGCUUCUUUUGGGUUUCAAGCGAGAGUUUUCUUUCUUGGACUCUCUGCGAUGCUUUGAGAUUUUGAGCAGCCAUCAUCUGGAGCUGGGUAGCUUAGUGGCUGAAAGAGUGCUGAUGAUGGAGGAGAUGAAUGAAUUUGCAAACACAGGUGGUGAUGCUCGUUCUACCAAUAUGGUAACCCAGAAAGAGUACACCUUUGAAGUCUUCAUGUGUGUAGCCAUUUUAAUGGAGUGUAGAGAGGAGCUCGUCAAGUGCACAGAUAAUGGAAUGGUGUUUGGCUUCAUCAAUAACCUCAAGUUGGACCUUGAUGAUGUGCUGACAAAAGCAGAGAAGUUGUUCUUCACAUAUUGCAAAAAGACUGUCAGUGAGAGCUUCCAAUUAAUUGAUUCUCAGAAUGCCUCUAGUCGCCAUCUGUCUUCUCAUAUGUCUUUUUUUACAAAGACUUCUUGACUACUAAUUGAAUGGAACAUUUAAAACUCAUUAUUUAAAAUUCCAUGAGGAGUGUGCCAUUCUUAAGAGUUGUGCUAUAUAAUUGUUUUAUCUAACAGGAGACAAAACAGAAGAUUUUUAAACUACCAGAUGUUAAUAUAUAGUGCCAUAAGGCAGCUUAUAAUCAUCAACACUUUACACAAAGCUUUGCCGUGAAGAUUAUUUGGGAAUGAUACAUUUUUUUUCCUCAUGGUCUCUGCAUAGCAAUUCCUGGUGUGAGCUGCUGAUGACUAAAAGAUGCACAUAGCAAAAAAGCUUCCAAAGGUGAAGCAAUUUUUUUUUAUUGUUGACAUACCAACAUUUUGGAUGUUUCUAUGUUCAUACUUCAAGUUGAGGUGCUUUAUUGAAUUUUCAUUUGUGAAUGAUAUUUUUCUGUGAUAGACCACAGCUGUAUUCAUAUAUUUUUAUGUCAUCAAGAUUUAUUUUCCAUUUACAUAUUCUAAUUAGUCCAAAUUUUCAUUGCUCUUCUUGCACCACAAGAAUUUAUCAGCACAAUAAAAGAGAUAAAUAGUCUUGUA